This is a messenger RNA of Pseudogymnoascus verrucosus, 513 nucleotides long. RefSeq lists its product as uncharacterized. The record is from RefSeq and is a predicted model, not a curated record. The coding region runs from base 1 to 513 and encodes 170 amino acids. The transcript is spliced from 3 exons. NCBI's taxonomy places the organism in Eukaryota, Fungi, Ascomycota, Leotiomycetes, Thelebolales, Thelebolaceae.
AUGUCGCGACUACCAAUUGAGCCAUCUGUCAAAGUUGCGGGCGGGGCGGAGCGGAAAGGGGCGUGGCUUGGCCGCUUGGCGGGAUACCUGGAGGGUUCGAGGGACGACGACCAUCAUCAUCCUCUUGCCCCAGGAAUUGAAUCUUUUACUACUACCACCAUCAAUUCCGCCAAGUUGGUCAAUACUAUUCUCCCAACUCACCUUAUUCAUUGUUUGCAAGCGAGACAUCCCGAGGACCGUCUACAACUUGUGGACCGCAUCGCAGUGGAAGAUAAUUCCCUGGCCGUCUGCGCAGCUUUGGAAGGGCUCGUGCGCGUGGCAGGCGUCAGUUCCCGUUGGGAGGGCAGAGCAGCAGUAAUCGCAGGUGGUGCCGACGACGAGGGUGCAUUCGGUGUUGGAUGGCGGCUCGCACUGGCGCUUGACGACGAUGGCGCUGGCAGCCGCGGCGAAGAGGAGGACGGAGGUGAUUGUGAUCUUCAUGUUGAUUUAUUUGGUGGUGAUUUGAUGAGAUAA